Messenger RNA from Rattus norvegicus (Norway rat), 8317 nucleotides. NCBI's taxonomy places the organism in Eukaryota, Metazoa, Chordata, Mammalia, Rodentia, Muridae. The record is from RefSeq and is a predicted model, not a curated record.
GGUCAGCAGCUCCCAAAUGGCUUGAGAGGCAGGAAGGAGGGUACCGAAGAUUUUCACUGUGGUUGGGGGUGGUGGUGAGGGUUCACCCAGGGAGGGGCUCUGGGACUCUCCUUCCCUCAGACAAUGAAGAGAGUCCCAUCUGUUCGCGUGGGCUUGUCCAGGUGUGAGCUAUCAGGAACAAAAACAGGGAGGGGCUUAAAGGCUGCAUGAACACAUCAAAAGCUGAGCCUAGGCCCUUAAUUUUAUACACAUCCGGUUCUAGGCUGAUCCAUUCUCCAUGAGGAAGAGCUGACAAUGUAGAGGCAACUGGAGAGAUGAGAUGAGGCCCCUGAGAUAAAAUGUGCAGGAACAGUGAGUUUCAGCCCUACGGCAUGCACAGAACUGAGAGUCCUCUCUGCAGAUCUCCAGCCUAGACCCAGGCAGCUCUUGUCUCCCUCCACCCCAGUCCAUCCCCCAUAGGUCUGCCUGACACUUCCCACAUUCCUCAGCUAGGUCUGUCUUCUACUGCUCUCCCAGCUCCUGCUCCCACAUUCCCUCUGGACACUCCUAUAGACUGGAAAUGCCAUCCCUCAUCCCUUUCCUGCUCCUGGUCCCCAGAUCGGACAUGCUGGUCCUUCCUGUUUGGGAUGGUUUACUAGAUAAGGCCUGGCAUGGAGCCCAUCUGUCAGCAUCACAUGACUCAAAGCUAUUUCGGGCAGGACCCUUGCCUAUACCAAGUGUCCACCCUGGCCCUCCUGGCUCUGGCUAUCAAUACUCCUCCAGGAAAAUAGCCAAGAACCAAGGGAGCUAUCUAGAGCCAAUGCAGUGGCUCAACUUCCAUCUAGCUUCCUGUUCCUUGACCCCAGAUGUCUUUGGUAGCUCUAGCCCACAAUUCAAACCAUGAGAGAGACUGAAUGGCCCCGGAAGUCAUAGCUCAGACUAAUACUGUUUCAAGGGCAGCCAGGGACAAGUGUCUGCUCCCAAACGCCACAGAGAAAACUAUUAUCUCAGCUGCUCUUGUUUAGGUAUGUCUGUCUGUCUGAACAACAUCUGCCUGGAGUUCAUCUCUUAAGGACAUAGCUGUGGUCAUUGUCUCCAGUCCCUGCUCUGCCUUACUCUCUUCCCACGAGCUGUAUGACUUUGGACAUCCAAGUAUAACUCCUGAAGUGCUGCUCCCUCGUGAGGCAAACGAGGCCGAUGGUCCUGACUUUCAGAGGGAGCCUAGAAAGAUGAAGUGAACUGCACAGUAAAUGAUUUAUAAGCCGUGAGCCAGGCUCCUGAGGUCACUCCCCAGGCCCCAAUCCUGAUGUCAUGCUCCUAACAGUACCUGGUUAAGGAUGCUCGCCACUCAAAAGCUAAUACUCUGAGGCUAGCCUGAGCUACAUGGCAGAAGUCAUACCAGGCUGGCAGAGGUUGAUGACCUGAGUUUGACCUCAGAACUCCUGUAAAAGUGGAAGGAAGAACUACCUAUCCCCAGGAGGUUGUCCUGAUUUCCACAUACAGACUUGAAGCACGUUCUAUAUGCUGAGUGAGUGAUCUAUGGCUUACAUCUCUGGGAUUUUUGGUGUAUUUGCCCCCCCUUCCUGGCCCAGAACAUUGCAAUUCACUUUAUCUCCUGGGACUGAUUCCUGUAUGUUCCUAAAACAGCUUCUUAUCAGGGGCUAAACAGCCCAGUCGUGAAUAUGCGUAGUUCCUACUGCAAAGACAAGGGAACAGGUUUACAAAGGACAUCAGAUCUUCUGGUAUCUGCAAAGCUGUAGAUUGUUUUGCAGUUCCCAUUUUCACUAUUUAGGUGGGGCAUCUAGUUAGAACCCACUUUGCCAGAAGGGAAGUAGUAAGUAAUGGCCGAGGAUACUCCCGUAGGGGAGGCUCUGUCACCUCAAGUCUCAACAAAAUUUGAUUUGUCCUAAGUGUUAGUCAUUAGCAUAGUGGUUAAGAAGGGUUCUGGGAUUAGAUACUGUGCUAUUAGAAUCCCUAACUUCCCUGAGCCUUGGUGUUCUCAUCUUAGAGGAGGGUUAACACCUCGAUGACUGGUGUGAGGUAAGGAUUUGAUAACGGUAGAGUAUGUCUUCCGGCCAUUCACCUCUGCUUCCCCAUCCUUUUGUUUUUGUUUUUUUUUUUUGUUUUUUUUUUUUGUUUUUCUUUUUUUUUUCCGGAGCUGGGGACCGAACCCAGGGCCUUGCGCUUCCUAGGCAAGCGCUCUACCACUGAGCUAAAUCCCCAACCCCUUCCCCAUCCUUUUAACUCCGGACUCAUCUGGGCUGCUCCUGCACCAGUGUGGCUGCAUGGGGCUGCAAAGAUUUUAAACUUACUUUAUGCCGGAAGAGCUGCUCCCCCUGGUCCCUUCAAGGCUGCAUCUGAUGUAGGGACAGCCCUGCUCCCAUAUGUAAACAGAAUAACAGGUACAGCCAUGGAUUUACAUAGUGGUGGCAAGGACAAACUUUCCAUAAUUGUCAUUGGCAAAAGGACAGCAAGGUCUCUAAGAGCUGCACCUUCGAAUGCAGCUUCAAUCCUCCGCGUGGAAGCAAUCUUACCUUCUAAGGUCCUCUGUAUAGAUAGGGAAUCAGACCCAGAUCGCACUGGCUUCUCAAACACCAGAGCAGAAUCCCAUUGGAUGGGUCCAUUUUUGCCCUAUUUUCAGCUUUCUCUUUUCCUUACUGUAUGUAUAUGACUGGUGAUUGUGUGUGUGUGUGUGUGUGUGUGUGUGUGUGUGUGUGUGUGUGUGAAUAGAGACUUGUAUAUAUGUAUAUUACCUUGGAAAAGUUGUAUUUGUAAAGCAGUUAGCAUAGUGUCUGCUGCAUAUGCUGUUCUUGCUUAAUUAUAAAAACACAGAAAAAGGUGCUCAGGGAAAAUGAGUCUUUGUUCUGCAUUAGAGGAAAUCUGACUAAGAAAAAAAAAAUUCCGUAAUGAUCUCGUUGAGUUCCCUUUCAGUUUCUUUCCCUGAUAGUGAGAUCUUUGAGCCUACCCCGCCUGUCUCCACCCCUUCACCUGGUAUCACAACCGUGAGAGUUGAGAUCCCAUUCACUGCUUUUAGAGACAAAGAUUGCCCUUUGCCAAUUACAAUUGCUGAUGGGCUGUCAUCAGCACCGCUAUUUAUCUGUCUGGCUCUGCGGAGGAGCCGCUUCCAGCUGGGAUCAGGAUGAGAGGAGGCGGGUGGACAGGAGAAAUACUCCUUCAUACAAUGACAUAACAUUGAGGUCACUUAGAACGAAGAAGUUUAGUCCGGAGACCCACAGUCACCUCUUUAGCGACUCGCAGUGCUGGGGAGGUCCGCAUUCCAGGCAGCCGAACGCAGACGAUCAUUCCCCCCCGAAGAGCCAAUGCCUGGUAUGCCCAGCCGGGACAGCGGUGCUGGCGGUGCCUAGAACGGCCUUUCUAGUUGCAGCCUCCGCGGAGCGCCAGGCAAAUCCCACCUCUGGCCCCGCCCGUCCAAUCCGUCUUGUGCUGAAGGCGACGUUCCUAGGAAGAAGCUUGCUGCUAGACCGGGGAAAUCCAGGCUUUAAGGGUUCCCGACAGGUGUCUGAGAGAGAGGGCGGAGUCGCGAUAGGAAUGAUGGAGAGGGAGGGGCAGCGCUGCCCCUUUAAGAGGCGGCGGCCGAGCGGGGACCUUUUCUCUUUCCCCGGAAGGAAAGCGGAGCCCGGGCUGGGCGCGCAAGAUCCUCCACCUAGCCGAGAUCUAAAGAGCUAACACCUCCAAGGGGGCGCGGCCCGGACCAUCUAGGGUGCAGGGUGCCCGGAGCCCGGAUCGGUGACCGGUCCAUCGGACCAACCGGAGAGUAGAUACACGGAUCUGGAAAAAAGACUGGAGAAGCACCAACCCGGAGCAGACGUGAGACUGACCUGGACUAGGGCAAAAAAAUUGCCGGAGUCCCGGCGCAGCGGCUCUGCGGGCUCGGGUGUCCUCUGGCGGCGCCUGGAGCAGGUGAACCGUUCAUCACUUCCCGGUGCUGAGCCCUCUAGCGAUUUCGCCGGGCUCGGUUCAGCCCGGCCCGCAGCCAUGGGCCCUGGCCCGCGCCGCGUGCCCCGCGACCCUGGCUGGAUGCUCCGCGCCCUGGCUUUGAUGGUGGCGGCUAGUGGCCGGGUCGCCUUCGCUUUCAACCUGGACACCAAAUUCCUGGUGGUGAAGGAGGCGGUGAACCCUGGUAGCCUCUUUGGCUACUCCGUCGCCCUCCAUCGGCAGACUGAGCGACAGCAGCGCUACCUCCUUCUGGCCGGUGCACCCCGAGACCUCGCAGUGGAUGAUGACUACACCAACCGGACUGGUGCUGUGUACCUGUGUCCCCUCACUGCCCUCAAGAACGAUUGUGAACGCAUGGACAUUUCAGAGAAGAGUGACCCUGACCAUCACAUUAUUGAGGACAUGUGGCUUGGAGUGACUGUGGCCAGCCAGGGCCCUGCAGGUAGAGUCCUGGUCUGUGCCCAUCGGUACACCAAGGUGCUGUGGUCUGGGCUGGAAGACCAGCGGCGCAUGGUGGGCAAGUGCUACGUGCGUGGCAACGACCUACAGCUCGACCCUGGCGAUGAUUGGCAGACAUACCACAACGAGAUGUGUAACAGCAACACUGACUACUUGCAGACUGGCAUGUGCCAGCUGGGCACCAGUGGCGGCUUCACCCAGAACACUGUAUACUUCGGCGCCCCUGGUGCCUACAACUGGAAAGGAAACAGCUACAUGAUUCAGCGGAAAGACUGGGAUUUAUCUGAAUACAGCUACAGGGGCUCAGAGGACCAGGGAAACCUCUAUAUUGGGUACACGAUGCAGGUAGGCAGUGCCAUCCUACAUCCCUCGGAGAUCACUCUUGUGACGGGUGCCCCACGGCACCAACAUAUGGGCGCUGUCUUCUUGCUGAAACAAGAGUCGGGUGGAGACCUGCAGAGGAGGCAGGUGCUGAAGGGCACGCAGGUGGGCGCUUAUUUUGGCAGUGCCAUUGCCCUGGCAGACCUGAACAAUGAUGGGUGGCAGGACCUCCUGGUGGGUGCUCCCUACUACUUCGAACGGAAAGAGGAGGUAGGGGGUGCCGUCUAUGUCUUCAUGAACCAGGCGGGAACGUCCUUCCCUGAUCAGCCUUCCCUCCUGCUCCAUGGCCCCAGUCGCUCUGCCUUUGGCAUCUCUGUAGCCAGCAUUGGUGACAUCAACCAGGAUGGAUUCCAGGACAUUGCUGUGGGAGCUCCAUUUGAGGGCUUGGGCAAAGUAUACAUCUACCACAGCAGCUCCGGGGGGCUCCUCAAGCAGCCUCAGCAGAUAAUCCACGGAGAGACACUAGGACUGCCUGGCUUGGCCACCUUCGGCUACUCUCUGAGUGGGAAGAUGGAUGUGGAUGAAAACUUAUACCCAGACCUGCUAGUAGGGAGCCUGUCGGACCACAUUGUGCUGCUGCGGGCCCGACCUGUCAUCAAUAUCCUCCACAGGACCUUGGUGGCCAGGCCAGCUGUGUUGGACCCCUCGCUUUGUACGGUUACUUCCUGUGUUCAGGUGGAGCUGUGCUUUGCCUACAACCAGAGUGCCGGGAACCCCAACUACAGGCGGAACAUCACCCUGGCUUACACAGUGGAGGCUGACAGGGACCGACGCCCACCCAGGCUCCGAUUCGCCCGUAGCCAGUCGUCGGUCUUCCAUGGCUUCUUCUCCAUGCCAGAGACACAUUGCCAGACAUUGGAGUUACUGCUGAUGGACAAUGUUCGUGAUAAACUCCGUCCUAUCGUCAUCACCAUGAACUACUCCUUACCUUUGCGCAUGCCCGAUCGCCUCAAGCUGGGCUUACGGUCCCUGGAUGCCUACCCGGUCCUCAACCAGGCACAGGCUAUGGAGAAUCACACCGAGGUCCACUUCCAGAAAGAGUGCGGGCCAGACAACAAGUGCGACAGCAACCUGCAGAUGCGAGCCGCCUUCGUGUCUGAGCAGCUGCAGCCUCUAAGCAGGCUCCAGUACAGCAGAGACACUAAGAAACUGUUCUUGAGCAUCAAUGUGACCAAUUCGCCGAGCCGCCAACGGGCUGGGGAAGAUGCCCAUGAGGCACUGCUCACUCUAGAGGUGUCAUCCGCUCUGCUUCUGUCCUCCGUGCGCCCGGCUGGGACCUGCCAAGCUAACGAGACCAACACCGUGUGUGAGCUAGGAAACCCCUUCAAACGGAACCAGAGGAUGGAGCUGCUCAUCGCCUUUGAGGUCACCGGGGUAACUUUGCACACGAGGGACCUUAGGGCACAUCUACAGCUGUCCACGUCAAGUCACCAGGACAACUUGCAGCCCAUGUUCCUGACUUUGCAGGUGGACUACACCCUCCAGGCCUCGCUCAGUUUGAUGAAUCAUCGACUGCAGAGCUUCUUUAGUGGGACAGUGAUGGGCGAGGCUGCCAUGAAGACUGUGAAGGAUGUGGGAAGCCCCCUGAAAUAUGAAUUCCAGGUGAGCCCAGUGGGAGACGGGCUGGCAGCCUUGGGCACACUGGUUCUAGGUCUGGAGUGGCCGUAUGAAGUUACCAAUGGCAAGUGGCUGCUGUACCCUACGGAGAUCACCAUCCACAGCAAUGGGUCCUGGCCCUGCCAGCCACAUGGAAACCUUGUCAACCCUCUCAACCUUACUCUCUCUGACCCUGGAGUCAAGCCACUGUCCCCACAGCGCCGGCGGAGACAACUAGAUCCAGGGGGAGACCAGGGUCCUCCACCUGUCACGCUAGCUGCUGCCAAAAAAGCCAAGUCUGAGACCGUGUUGACCUGUUCCAAUGGCCGCGCCCGCUGUGUGUGGCUGGAGUGCCCCCUUCCAGAUGCCUCCAACAUUACCAAUGUGACCGUGAAGGCACGGGUGUGGAACAGCACCUUCAUUGAGGACUACAAAGACUUUGACAGAGUCCGAGUAGAUGGCUGGGCUACCCUGUUCCUGAGAACCAGUAUCCCUACCAUCAACAUGGAGAAUAAGACCACAUGGUUCUCCGUGGACAUCGACUCUGAGCUGGUGGAGGAGCUGCCCGCUGAGAUCGAGCUGUGGUUGGUGCUUGUGGCCGUGGGUGCUGGGUUGCUGCUACUGGGCCUCAUCAUCAUCCUGCUGUGGAAGUGUGACUUCUUUAAGCCAACCCGCUACUACCGGAUUAUGCCCAAGUACCACGCAGUGCGUAUCCGGGAGGAAGACCGCUACCCACCUCCAGGGAGCACACUACCCACCAAGAAGCACUGGGUCACUAGCUGGCAGAUUCGGGACCGAUACUACUGAUUGCCCUCCCCAACAAACCACCCAGCACCCCCUUCCUUCCUAUUUAUCAUAAAUUAUGACUCCGACAGUCCAAAAGGGGCCACGAGUGUGGCUGGCACUGGCAGGCUCAGGCAUCUAUCCCCCUCUUCAGUGCAGGCAUGUUUUCUGGGGUCGUGGAAUCUCCUUCAAGACCUUGAAAUGCUGAGCACAGCAUGGCCCUGCAUACUGGCCACACACAGAACUACUAGUGGCCUGUUCUGAUACACCCUGGUGGGUGCCAUGUCCAAGUCUCUGUGCCAAAACCAAGCCAAAGCGCCUCCACCGGGAGACAGGAGGAAAAGGUCCCUGAUGUGGUAACACCUCUCCUCCACACUGGAUCCCCCUUGAGCCACUGUCACUGGGCAGAGUUUACUGUCCAGAAUAAAACUACUGACAAGGAGGAGACAGUCAGGCCCAGCCGCAAUUCCUGGCAGGCACUGGAGCACAGGGCCACACUAAAGGCUACCCAGGGGAUGUUCUUAUGACCUGUGUGCUCAGACCCAAGAGCAGUGAACUAGAAAACAGGUCCCCGGAAUGGGUUUUAUGAGUGGCUCUCUAAAAUUGUGGCUACAGAGAGAGUUGGCAAGAAAUGCAGCCCCAAGGGACAAAGAGAAACCGUGGGCAGCCUGGACACACUAUGCUGGGACUGACCUGGAGCACGGUGACAUCCUUCAGAGAGUGGAGUCCUGGCACAGCCGACACUAGUAGGACGAAGAGGAGAGACUUCUGACCCAUCCUGACCACCUCAGCCUGGGCAAGGCCUGGAGUUCCCCACAAGGCCAUGUGGGGUGUGAUACUUGAAUGUAGGGCAGAGGGGGGCCCAGCCCCUGCCCCAGUUGGCCAGACUUGAUUCUGCUCCCUUGACCACAGAGAUAUAUUCUGAGCUGCCUGUGGCUUUCUGAGAAACCUGGCCCUCCCCCUCCCCGUCCCCUAGGAGCUGCAUCCCCAUUCCAGCAGUGGAGGCCAAUCUCUCAGGACCUCUCCCCAUCCCUGCCCACAGGCAGGCCCACUCCCCAGCUCUGUCCCCUCCACCCCAUGGUACUAUAACAGCUUCCUCCAUCCUGUGCCUUCUUUGUAUAUGGGCGUCUCACUAAAAUAAAUAAACAGUCCCCAGUUUGUA